UGUCAGGGAACGACGAACCUCCGCUAUUUUUGGCUGGCCAGCGCAACUCUGCGCAUUCGUUUCGAUUGGUAGCUUUGGAGCCUUCGCCUUCAGCGCACGCAGUAUAGUGACUCGCGGAGAAAGAGGAAGAUCCAGUUUGCCGAAGAACAAGUCCAGAACCAGGGCAGAGAUUCAGUGCUUGAUGGUGUGAACUUUAAGCGAAGCGAUUUUGCUUUUAUUUUGUUUUCGGGCCGAAAAAAAUUUGGGGCAGCGGAAGUUUGCCGCUUUGCGAGAAGUGUUCUAGCCAGAGAAGAAAUCGUUCGACGUGUUAAGAAAACUUUUGCUGAAAUUAUCGGUUGUGAAAUUGAUACUUUGGCCGAACGUGUUAUUAGUUGAGAGCGAAUGCUGACCUACUGCUGCUAGGCACGAGAAGCUCAAGUUUAAAGUGAUAACCGCACAACGUGAAAAUGAAGUUAUUUUUAGUGAUAUAUGUUCUUUCGGCGUUCGUACUUAGCAUACAAUGCCGUCCCCAGGCAGUGCAAGCUGCUGCCGAGCAUCGUACCGCGUCGGACGUUCUAAAGUUGCCCUUCUACGGUGGCGCACGGGGACAAAUUCUGGAGAUUCGCAAGAACUCCGAUGGGACGGUGGUGAGCAAGAUUCUCCGUGGUGACGAUGACGAUAUGGAACUGAAGGUGCACCAGAUCGUAGAUGAGCUCAAGAACAACGAGGAAAUUUUGGCGGAGGAUGAAGAGAUCCGGGCAGCGGAUCAAUCCUUUGGAGAUUAUCUGCUAAAUAUUCAGAAGGCUGCCGCUUCGCUGGUGACGCUGCAGGAGCAGGUGAAGAAAACGGGAAAGCUGUCAGCCGAUCAGAAGAAGAUCUACGCCGACAAUUUGGAGAAGUUGGGAGUUGCCGCUCAGAAGCUGGCCCACGUCCAACAGCAGGAUGAUGAUCAUGAUGCGAUUAAGUUUUUGUUUGAUUCUCAAUUCGAUCAAUCGCAAAGUGCUGAUGCUCAAAAGAAGAAGACCACUUACAAGAUUACCUCGUUUCCGGGUUUCAAAGGAAAGGAAGAGGAGCAACAUCACAAGAAGAAGGAGGAAGAGGAAAAUGUUGGUGAGGAGGAGGGAUCGGCAACGCAGCACGAUGACAGUGUCCAGGUGAAUUCGCCGGAAAAGGAAGCCUCGAUUGCUGAAGCGAAACCAGUUGGUCUUGCCAUUGCCGGUGAGGGAGGAGUAGCAUCAUCCAAGCCCGUAGCCACAGCUGUCGUUGGAGAUGGAGGUCUUGCCGUUGCUAGACCCGUUGCAACUGCAAUCGCCGGCAUCAAGCCAAGUGAACUUGGCUCCCUGGGACUGCCAAUUUCCUUCAAUAAGAAGCUCGUUACCAAAGGCAAAUAUGGUUUAGUAGCAGCUGAUCAGGACCUACCAGCAGGACUACUAGUGGGACCAGGUUUCCAAGAAGCUCGCGUUUCCCAGAAUGAAAUCGAAGCGGAGAUCGAUGAUGCUCGACAGCAGGCUCUGGGACAGAUGGAAACAGUGGCACCGGCAUUUGAUACCGAGAAGUUUCUAGCUAAUCUUAGACAAAAGGCAAAGCAACACCAACAGCUACAACAGCAGCAGCAGCAACUACUGCAACAACAACAACAACAGCAAUCUUCCCUCAACCCGCAAACGAUUGCCUAUCAACCGCCAUCUUUCCUGCCGCAGACCUACCCCUUCAUGAACGACUACACCAGUGCUUCUCAAUUUCCGGUGUACACUCCAAGCUAUUUGCCGUAUUACAGCUGGAACCCGUACAUGGCUGCCUAUCAGAACCAAUUGGCAAUCUUGGCAGCCUACCACCAACAGCAGCUACAACAACAGCAACUACAACAACAACAACAACAGCUGGCAUUUCAGUCCCAAUAUAAUCCGUACUACUUCAGUGCUGCUGCCGCCGCGGCUCCUGUCGCAGCACACUCCUUUCAGCAGUACGAGUAUCCCCAGCGGGCUACCUUUUACUCCGCUCCAUCCGCCAUCACCCCUGCCAGUGCCGCUGCCUACCCAAGCUAUUACAAUUAUCCAUCCUACUCAACCCCAUCGCCAUACAGAUUUUUCUACUAUUAGUCUGCUCAUCAGCAACCCGGCCGGGGGUUCUGAGCCGUACGUUCUAAGGAUCAGCUCGAAUGGGAAGUAAAACAAAAAGACUUGAAACUCAUUCCACUCCGUUGAGAUGUAGAUCGUUUUCCCAUCAAACACAUAAACAAACAAACAAACAAAAAUGAACCGACAAAACAGUCACAACACGGAAGGAUUACUUUUGUAGAUCAUCCCGAUAGGGCUCCUUCGAGCUACUGCAGUAGUUUCCAUGGGGGGAGCGCGCAAUUGGUGAGGAUCUACAAGACCCCGGAAGGCUGUUUCGCUUGGAAUAAUAUUAGUAUGUAUUAAAAGCAUAAAUCGAUGGGAUGCGGAUUGACGCGGGUGGAAUUCGAAACGAUACAAAUAGGUUUAGGUUGCUUUCCCAACGAAAUGACAAAAUUGGUGAAAUAAAAUGAAAUACAAAUAUAACAAUAGCGAUUAGUUUGGUAAGAUAUAAUUA
This is a messenger RNA of Topomyia yanbarensis, 2550 nucleotides long. Its product is annotated as putative mediator of RNA polymerase II transcription subunit 12. The record is from RefSeq and is a predicted model, not a curated record. Bases 447 to 2078 code for a protein of 543 amino acids. Lineage: Eukaryota; Metazoa; Arthropoda; Insecta; Diptera; Culicidae. The transcript has 5 exons.